This is a messenger RNA of Geosmithia morbida, 918 nucleotides long. Its product is annotated as Pyrroline-5-carboxylate reductase. NCBI's taxonomy places the organism in Eukaryota, Fungi, Ascomycota, Sordariomycetes, Hypocreales, Bionectriaceae. Gene Ontology annotation, molecular function: NAD binding; NADP binding; oxidoreductase activity, acting on the CH-OH group of donors, NAD or NADP as acceptor. The record is from RefSeq and is a predicted model, not a curated record. Bases 1 to 918 code for a protein of 305 amino acids. The transcript has 2 exons.
AUGGCUCCCACACUUCUCUUUGCUGGCCUGGGAAACAUGGGCAGGGCCAUGUCCAAGAACCUUGUUGAGAAAGGCAACCUCUCUGGACCUCUCCUCGUGUACAACCGCUCCACUAAGAGGGCCACCGACCUGAGUGCCGCUCUUGCGCCUGGCAAGACCAAGGUAGUCGAGUCUCUUCCCGAGGGCGUUGCAGACGCCGACAUCAUCUUCUCAUGUCUAGCCAACGACCAGGCCGUGCAGGACUACAUCGGCCAGGCCGCCAAGGGUGAUAUCAAGGGCAAGCUGUUCGUCGAGUGCUCAACCAUCCACCCCGACGUGACCGAGGAGGUGGCCAGGACGAUUCUGGCUGCGGGGGCCGAGUUCGUGGCCGCUCCCGUUUUCGGCGCCCCCUCUGCCGCCGACGCAGGCCAGCUGAUCAUCCUGCUGGCCGGCCCGGCCGCCAGCGUCGAAAAGGUCAGGCCCUACUGCAAGGGCGUCAUGGGCAAGGCCGAGAUCGACCUGAGCGACCAGCCCUACGGAAAGGCCACUACCAUUAAGGUCCUGGGAAACGGCAUGAUCCUGGGCAUGGUCGAGCAGGUCGCCGAAGCCCACGUCGCCGCCGAAAAGUCCGGCAUUCACCACGAUAUCAUCCACAACCUCAUACAGGGCCUCUUUGGCGGCCCCGGUGGCGCAUACAGUGACCGUAUGCGCACCGGCGACUACUACACCAGGGACGAGCCUCUGUUCGGCGUCGACCUCGCCCGCAAGGAUGCCCGCCACGCCAAGAGUAUCGCCGCCGCGGCCGGCACCACGCUGCCUAUCUGCGAGAUCGCUGACGGUCAUCUCGCCAAGGUCAAGGAGUACUGCGGUUCCAAGGGUGACAUUGCCGGAAUCUAUGGUAUCGUCAGGAUGGAGGCCGGUCUACCAUUCAAGAACUAG